Molecule: messenger RNA, 1164 nt
Organism: Oppia nitens
Lineage: Eukaryota; Metazoa; Arthropoda; Arachnida; Sarcoptiformes; Oppiidae
Product: proteasome subunit beta type-5-like
Exons: 4
Coding region: 203-1081 (292 amino acids)
Cellular component (GO): proteasome core complex
Molecular function (GO): threonine-type endopeptidase activity
Source: RefSeq, a predicted model, not a curated record
AUUUGUCUUUCAAUUGACCACUAAAUAUAACAUCUUAUGUGUUUCGGUGGAUACUAAUGAUGGAUGACAUCGAUGGUCAUCAGUGGUCAUCAAAUAUAAUAAGUGAUUGUAAUUUCAAUCACUUUUCAUUUCAAUGUAUUUAAUGGUAAAACAUAUGUAUUAAUAAACAAACAGUCAAUCAAUCAAUGCUUUCAAUGAAUAAAUGUUUGCGUUAUUUGUGAAUCACUUCAUAGAAGUUGAUCACUUUAUCCAUACAAUGGCAUUACAAUCAUUAUUAGGUUUACCGAUAAACCCGACUUUCGGAUCAUUGGACAACACUCUGAAUGUGAAUGCGAUGAGGGAUUUAUCUUCAUUUAAUACGACUGCACUUCCGAUGCCAGCCAUGGAUUCGUUUGAUAUGAAGAACUUAUACGACGCGAACAAUUCGUCCAAAAAGAUUAACAUUCAUUUAGCAAAGGGAACCACAACUCUUGCCUUUAGAUAUAAUAAAGGAGUUGUUGUGUGCGCCGACAGUAGAGCCACUGGCGGACAGUUUAUCGGUUCGCAAGAAGUCCGCAAAAUCAUACCAAUCAAUAAGUAUUUGUUGGGAACAAUGGCCGGCGGAGCUGCCGAUUGCACGUAUUGGGAGCGCGUGUUAUCCGAGAGAUGCCGUAUAUAUGAGUUGAGGAAUAAAGAGCGCAUUUCAGUGGCCGCGGCUUCAAAACUAUUGGCUAAUAUUCUCUAUAAUUAUAAGGGAAUGGGUCUCUCAUUGGGUGUUAUGAUCUGUGGUUGGGAUCAGAAGAAAGGGGCGCAGGUUUUCUAUGUUGACAGCGAAGGACACCGAAUGCCCGGAGAUUUGUUUAGUGUGGGCUCUGGAAGUACUUAUGCUUACGGUAUACUCGAUUCAGGCUAUAAGUGGGAUAUGACUGAUGAAGAAGCCUAUGAUUUGGGUCGUCGAGCCAUUUAUCACGCCACACAUGGGGACGCUUACUCCGGAGGAAUUGUCAGAGUUGCAUCAAUCAAAGAGGACGGAUGGAAGAUGAUUAGCGAAGAAGACUGUAAAGACUUGCAUUACAGAUAUCUCGAAGAGAAAAAUAAGUAAUAUUUGUCUUAUAAUUCUGUUUUCAUCUGAUUUUGAAACUUAUUUUUUAUUAUUCAAAUAAAAAACUUUAAUUUAUAGACAAA